AUGCCCCCCAAAUAUGACGUGUUGACUCAAGAUGAGCUGCGCAAAAGACUGUACCAGAUGUUUAAGGACCGGGGUAUACUGGACAGGCUCAAGAUGCAGCUGAGAAAGCAGCUCAUUCAGGAAUUGAUGCAUCCUGUAUUGAGCGGAGAAAUGGAGUCCCAGUCCAUUUCAGUGGAAGGUAGCACCCUCUUAAUAGGCGCUUCCAACUCUCUAGUGGCAGAUCACUUACGAAGAUGUGGCUAUGAGUAUUCACUUUCGGUUUUCUUCCCAGAAAGUGGCUUGGCAGAGGAACAGGUAUUUACUAUGCAGGAUCUAUUACAGCUCAUUAAAAUCAACCCUGAAUCCAGUCUCUACAAAUCACUGGUUUCAGGAUUUGAUAAAGAAAACAAAAAAGGUUUUCUCAUGGAGUUUCUAAAAGAAAUGGCAGAAUACCAUCAGAUCAAAGAGACUCGUGACAUGGACACUCAGACAAGCCCAAUGUUCCUUAGCAAAGACUCUCUUGCUGAGAAGCUUCAGCUUAUUGAUGAUCAGUUUGCAGAUGCUUACCCUCAGCGUCCAAAGUUAGAGUCUUUAGAAAUAAAGUUAAAUGAAUAUAAGAAAGAAGUAGAACAGCAGCUUCAGGCAGAAAUGCAACAAAAGCUGAAGCAUUUUAAAAAUGAUGAAAUAGAAAAAAUCAAAAAGGAAGAGAGGAAGAAGUCUGAGGCGCAAUUAGCAAAGUUCUGGAAUGACGUUGAGAAAGCUUGUCAAGCAAAAUCAGAAGCCCUCCUUUCUCAGGAAAAGAUGUCCCUUGAGAGAAUUCAAAAGAACCAGGAGAUUGAAACAAAAGAAAUUUAUGCUCAACGGCAGCUUCUACUAAACGAUAUAGAUUUGGUAAGAGGCAGAGAAGCAGAGCUGAAGCAAAGAAUUGAAGCUUUUGAAUUGGCCCAGAGGCUGCAAGAAGAAAAAAAUAAAAGCAUGAGUGAUGCACUUCAGAGGCGGGAAAUGAAUAUAAAGAGUAUGGAGGAGACCUAUGAGCAGAAGCUCAAGAAUGAAAUUCUGAAGUAUCAACUAGAGCUAAAGGAUGACUACAUCACCAGAACUAACAGACUGGUUGAAGAGGAAAGGAAGAAUAAAGAAAAAGCUAUACAUUUGCAAGAGGAGCUCACAGCUGUUAAUUUGCAAAAGGAAGGACUCAGUCAUUCUGCAAAUCAUGUGAAAGAACUUCAGCUUGAGCUUGAGUCUCUCAGAGCCCAGUGUUUGGCAAUAACAAAGCAAAACCACUUGCUGAAUGAAAAGAUGAAAGAAAUGAAUGACUAUUCACUUCUAAAAGAUGAGAAACAAGAGCUUCAGGAAGAAAAUAAAUUACUUAAACAACAAAUGCAAGACAGUAGAAAUGAAAACUUGAAUCUCUUAAACCGCAUAGCUCAGCCAUCUCCUGAGCUGCUAAAUUUUCAGAAAGAAUUAGAGAAAGCAAAAACUGCUAUCCUGUUAGGGCAUAAGGAGUUCGAAACCCAUAAGAAAGCUCUGCAGAAGCAGCUGCAAAGCGAAAUUGAGCAUUCUGCAAAGCUGAAGGCCCAGAUACUACAGUACGAAGCCUCUGUAAAGAGGUUAACUGUGCAGGUGGCCAAUUUAAAAACGCAGCUGAAACAAACCGAGACAGCCCUGGAGAAUGAAGUGUACCGCAAUGUAAAGCCGUUUCUUGUCAACGGAUCCACAGUGUCUCCCAAUGGUGGAACAAGUGGAGAUUUCUUGAAAAAUCCUCUUACACAGGAACAGCUGAUGGCAGGCACAGUUAAACCAAGAAUCAUGAAUUAUCCAAGUGCAAGCACAGAUGGUAGCUCCCCUGAAUCUGACCUUGAGUUUGUAGCCAACACCAAGGCAAGAAUGAGAGGGCUAGAGCAUGAGGCCGAGUGCUUAGAGAAAGCUUUCCAAGAUUACCGUCAAAGAAUUCAUCAUUGGCCCCGCUCUGGAAGCCCACUAGCAUCCCAGAGCCCACCUCCCCUGCACAUGCAAGGCACUUUCAAGAGCGUCACGUUAAGUUCCUCAGAAAGAUGUAUUUUUACAGAGGAAGGAGCUGUGCCCAGGAAGCCUGCAGUGGGCGAAACAGAAGUGCGGAUGGACACAGCAGCCUCCCCGCUCCACAGAGGUGCUGGCAGACGCCUCUCCACCACUCCCCUUGAGAGAGCUGAAUGGAGCUUUGAUGCUGAAAUGCACCUGGAAGGUCUCGGUGGAUCCCAAGUUGAUGCCUCCAGUCCUUGUCCUGAAAGAAUGCUGCAUCCUUCAAAUGCUGAGUCUAGACACAGCCUUUCCAUCCAUUUGCUUUCCAGCCCUCUGAGGCAGGAGGCCAGUCUUUAUCAAAGACAAACUGAACUAGAGAGAACUGAAUUUUCAAAUCCAGACAAGCAAUCUAUGAACAAUAAUGAAGAAUUUGAAUCAUCUUUUAAAUCUCGUGUAGAUGCAGGGGACAUGCCAAAGCACUUAGAAGCUGAUGGCCUCCAUCCUGCUGGUGACAUGCCUCACUUCGAUGCUGGCCUGGCUGCUCUUCCUGCCCGACCUGUCGCCUCUCACUAUCCAGGUGUAGAUCAGAAACAAAUUGGGGGAGACAGUGAAGAAGAAAAAAUAUGGCAGCCGAUGAAAGAACAAGAGCAGAGAGAGGAAAGAAGUCAAAGUCUGCAAGAAGCUUUACAAAGGGAACAGAGAGAACUAGAAAAACUCAGUCAACCACGGCGGAUGAUUGAAGAGUCAUUGAAGAUUGAAAUGGAGAAAGAAUUAGAAGUGAGUAUUCAAAAAAUGAAAGACAGAUCUGUUUGUGGUGAAAACCCUUUUGAGAAAUACAUGAAAAUCAUCCACGAGAAUCAGGAACCGCAGAAGGAUGAUAAGAACUCAGUGAAGAUUGCCAGAGAAGUCUCCCAAGGGGACACACUUGCCGCUUAG
Phyllostomus hastatus (greater spear-nosed bat) is the source of this 2913-nucleotide messenger RNA. RefSeq names its product oral-facial-digital syndrome 1 protein-like. Gene Ontology annotation, biological process: epithelial cilium movement involved in determination of left/right asymmetry. The transcript has a single exon. Gene Ontology annotation, molecular function: protein binding. The record is from RefSeq and is a predicted model, not a curated record. The coding region runs from base 1 to 2913 and encodes 970 amino acids. Gene Ontology annotation, cellular component: centrosome; ciliary basal body. Lineage: Eukaryota; Metazoa; Chordata; Mammalia; Chiroptera; Phyllostomidae.